Molecule: messenger RNA, 3018 nt
Organism: Anopheles moucheti
Lineage: Eukaryota; Metazoa; Arthropoda; Insecta; Diptera; Culicidae
Exons: 6
Coding region: 1-3015 (1004 amino acids)
Biological process (GO): positive regulation of synaptic transmission, glutamatergic; neurotransmitter receptor transport, postsynaptic endosome to lysosome; regulation of AMPA receptor activity
Cellular component (GO): postsynaptic density membrane; AMPA glutamate receptor complex
Molecular function (GO): voltage-gated calcium channel activity; channel regulator activity
Source: RefSeq, a predicted model, not a curated record
AUGCGCAUCCACACGGCAACGCAGCGUCGUGUACCGUCGUCUACCAUGUCGCUGGAUAAUUGUCUCGAUCCGUCCCUGAUGGAUACGAGUGUACCGGCCGUCUUUCCACCCGCAAUUAGACGCUACCCGCACAAUGGACUUACUGCAGCGGAAGAAUUCCAACAGGAUUCAUCUCAGCGAACACAGGAAUCGGUCGGUCAUGGUGUUUUGUUUGGCACCACGCGCACGUUACCAACCGUGUCGGAGCGUGUCGUUGGUUAUGGCAGACGAUCGAACGAUUACGAUGACAACGGAAUCGAAGUGCAACAGUUGGCAAACGGUGAUCUGGCACUGAUCGGUAAUCGACUAUGCCGGGAAGAUUCCGGCAUUAGUAUAAACGAUCCUCAUCAGCAGGAGGGUCGGUUUGAGAGGUUGAAGAAAAUUUGCUCAUUUGGAACGCUAUCGUCUGGCGGUGUAGGGGGUGGUGGUGCUAGUGGCUCCGACUCGGUAGGAUCGAAUGGAAUUAGUAGGAGUCAGCACUGGAUGAUGUUGAUCACACCCGUAGUGUCGAGCUUCUCUUUGGCUCUCGUAAUAGCCGCAGUUGUUGGACCUCAGUGGUUACUGACGGAGGAAAAAAUACCGAUAACUACGUACAACAGCAGUACGCACGGAGUUGGCACGAUGGCGGUACCGACCAGUGCCACCACCAACAGUCUCCUUCACAACCAGCAGCUCAACAUACAGCAUCCACACUUAAUACCAGCGACGAAGGACGAUGGCACCGGGGCUUUUCUGACCAAGUACACCAAAUCCUCGCUCUGGGAACUCUGCAGUAAGUAUAGCGGUGGUACGGCCGCCCCGGGUCCGUCAUCGCAGCCACAACUGGUGGGGAACGAAUUCCACUGCUCCAAAAUCGAUUAUUUCCCGAGCGAAGGGUACAGCCCGGAUCCGAACGAUUCGACGAAUGCAAUUCCCUAUACCGUAACGCAUUCGUCACCGUUCUUUCUCGCCUCGAACGGUGUCCUCAUCGUAAGCUACGGUCUGUUCCUGGUGGCCAUGUGCUCGACGAAGCACAAAAUCUGCUACUUCGUCUCCGGGGUGCUAUUUAUAAUAUCCGGGUUGCUGAUGCUGAUUGGGCUGAUAAUGUACAUCUCAAUACUGAAGGCAGAAAUAGGUUCGAAGCUGCGGCCAAGGUCGUCGCUGCAGGCGCCACAGUUCACAUUCCGCUACGGGCAAAGCUUCCUGCUGUAUGUGUUCGGGUUCAUCAUCACCGAGCUGUCGGGCAUCCUGAAUGUGCUGAUCUACUCGAAUGUGCAGCAGCAGGACGAGUACAGUGUGCACGACAGUGGCCACUCGGGCUACCACACCUACCAGAACCUUUCCGGUGGCAUCCAGUACAAUCUGCACUAUCGGCGCGAGCUACCUUCUGCCGGUGGUGAUGAGCUCGUCAAGGGCCAGAACGGCCCACCGAUCGUUGACUACCGCUAUCCCUACGAUGGGCUCGACCGUGAGACCACACCGAGAUACUACUUCGAGCAGCAGCAACAGCAGCAGGAUGAUGACGGCGAAGUCGAUUGUCGUCUGCACAGACGCGCGGCGUUUGGACGUAUGGCGAAUGAGGGGAUGUCCAAGAGUCUCACGGAUCUGCUCUACAUGGAACCGAGCCAGGUAUAUCCCGAUCGGGAGCUCGCUCAAUCACGUGUGCGUACCAACGGAGACGGACAGCGCACGGAUCGUCCGUCACCAAUCGCAAACUUGGAAUUCUCACACUGGUCCUCAACGGGUAAGCUGACGCGAAGCGUAUCAACCUACACAGAUCUGCUACCGGUAAGCGAUUUUGUCGAGCAAGACACGGUACGCACGCGACGAGCACGUUCCCGCUCACCAUCGCGCAGUGAUGACGAACCUGCCAAUGAAAAACUGAGCAACAUCUGUGGCCUUUCCCGCCACUACCUGUCCCGGGAGCUAUCCAAGGAAAAGCUGUUCAACGAGUUCUGCAAAAAGGUUGGACCACGACCGAAGCCCAAGGACAUCUACUACAUCGAGAGCGAUGGACGCAACGGUGACAACAGCUACCGUAGCGUGUUUGUAGUGGAACCACCGUCGUCCCCAUUUGCAGCUCGCAACCGAUCCUCACAGCGAAGGCGCAAUUCGAUGGCGGAUACGCGACGCAGCAGGGUGACUGCUCACGAACCGUUCGCCUAUGCGUCCAACUAUCGUCACCGCAUACAUUCGGACAACUCGUUGGAUGGUUUGGAGCACGACGCACAAGGCGGAUACAAGCGGCGUCGGGAUCCGAUCGGGCGGGCUCGUUCGGUGGACUACAGGCAAACGUUACCACGCAACUUUCAGCAGCGCCACGCGGGAACCAGCGAGCCGGAGGACGAAACUGGAGGAUUCGGCGAACGGGUAGCGCUGGAGCGGAAGCGUGUGUCCGCUAGUGGACUUUUGCUGGAACCCGAACGGGUUAAUGUGUCGCAUGGAGAACUCUCGUCGGAUACCCGAACUGGUCGAUGGCACAGAAGUGGAGAACACUUUUCGCUGCACAAUGAUGCCGAAAGAGACAUCAGAGUAGCGGACAAAACGCAUUGCCCUAAAUAUCUGGAUCCACCUCCACCGGCCUACACAUCCGCGCUGUCCACCACUGGACAACAGCCACAACCGCAAAGAGAUAACGUUGCAUCCUCAUCGCAUAUGUACCGGAGCUACGGUGAUUUAUCUUCCCAGCAGGACUUCCGCCGACCAACGAUCCUAUCGCCCCACGUCUUUUCACCGAUCAAUCAAACGACCACAUCGCCCGCAUUGCGUCCCAUUCUUACUGUAGUGCAGCAGCAACCGCACCGGCACGUCCAUCAUCAGCACCAUCGCCAUACUUCCGUGCAACAAGAGCAGCAGCAGCAGCAGGGUUCGCCAGUGUUCGAUCUGGAUCGCAUCGAGCAGGAAAGGCGCAAAUCUCACUCGCAGCUUUUUCUCAACAGCCCAGCCAGCAGUUCGACGGUGGAGCAAUAUGAUUUCGUUAACGGUACAGCCGUUUAGAGA